Chlamydomonas reinhardtii is the source of this 1608-nucleotide messenger RNA. RefSeq lists its product as uncharacterized. Gene Ontology annotation, biological process: double-strand break repair via homologous recombination. Lineage: Eukaryota; Viridiplantae; Chlorophyta; Chlorophyceae; Chlamydomonadales; Chlamydomonadaceae. The record is from RefSeq and is a predicted model, not a curated record. The coding region runs from base 139 to 1317 and encodes 392 amino acids. The transcript has 12 exons. Gene Ontology annotation, cellular component: replication fork; Rad51B-Rad51C-Rad51D-XRCC2 complex. Gene Ontology annotation, molecular function: four-way junction DNA binding; ATP-dependent DNA damage sensor activity; ATP hydrolysis activity.
CUGUUAUUACGUGCGACAUCAUGUAGGACGCAAUGAUAGUUGCUAGAAUCGGGCUGCAAAGCAAUGAACGAAUUGGCGAAUUCCAUCAGUCUAAAAGGAUGCUAGCAAUUUAAUUGAUUCUAGGAGGUGAAGCUCGGUAUGGCCACCCGGCACGUUUCCCGCCUCGCCCUUGACCCCUACCUGCGCGACCACCUCAUCGCCAACAACCUGACCACGGCCCGCGACGUGCUGCUGCUGAGCCCCCUGGACCUGAUGGAGCUGCUGGGGCUGACGUGGACGGCGGCGCAUCAGCUGCUCGCAGACGUGAGCGCGCAGAUAUCGCCGCCCUACUCGACGGCCUACGACGUGUUCACGCAGCAGGCGACGGCGGAGGCACCCGCACCGCUGCGAACCGGCCUGCCGACUCUGGAUGGGGCCCUGCGACUGGGCGUGCCUGUGGGCUCCAUCACGGAGCUCGUGGGGCCGGGCGGCGUGGGCAAGAGCCAGCUGUCGCACAUGCUGGCGUUGGCAGUCGCCAUGCCGGAAGCGCUGGGCGGGCUGGGCGCCGGGGUGGUUUACAUUGACACGGAGCGCAAGUUCUCUGCACCCCGCCUCCAGGAGAUGGUGCACGCACGGGUGGCGGAGGCCGCUGCGGCGGCGGGCCCACAAGCCGCUCACGUGCUGCAGCCACUGGCGGUGCAAGGGGAGGUGCUGCGUCGUGUGGCGGUCUCGACGCCCGGUAGCACAGAACAGCUCAUGCAAACCGUAGAGAACCUGCAGCAUACGGUGCUGCAGUACAGGGCGCGGCUGGUGGUGGUGGACAGCAUUGCGGCAUUAGCCCGUACCGAGUACGGCAACCCCAGCAGCAGCGGCGCUAGCGGCAGUGUGGCGGGCGGCGGCGGCGGCCUGGUGGGCAGCAUCAUGGACCGACAGCAGGUGCUGGGCCGCAUCGCCGCCUCCCUCAAGGCACUGGCAGAGUCGCUGCGGAUUCCCGUGCUCGUGACCAACCAGGUGACAACGCGGAUAGGAGGAGGUGGCGGCGGAGGCCCGGGACCGCCGGGGUCAGCGGCCAACGGCACGCUGACUGCGGCUUUGGGCGCCAAGUGGGCUCACUGCGUCAACCUGCGCCUGGUGCUGCAGCGGCUACAGGAGCGCCGCUUCCUCAAGGUGGCGAAGAGCCCCUCCUGCGCUAACGUGGUCCUGGAGUACGUCAUCGGCCCCACGGGGCUGCAGGAGGUGCCGCGGCACGAAUCGGAGCUGCCGCCGGUGCUGCUGCAGCGUGGCAGCGUUUUGGACAUGGCCAUUACAAACGAGGUCGACUACGGCGCCGAGCUGUGACCGAGUAGAGGGGACAAUGUGGGUGGUCGGGUCCCGUUGUUUAGGCAUGGACAUCGAGCAGUUGCCGCGUCAACAGCUGCUCUGAUGGUUUACGCUUCCACACUCGCUUGCAGGGGUGCUCGGUUCAGAAUGUCGCUGCCCGGGGGCGAAGACGCUUUCGGGACCUGCUUGGGGAGGGGCCAGUGCUGCGUGUCGUGCCGGAGUGUGCCUGUCCUGGCCAAAUUCCCGUCAAAGAUGAUGAUUUGCAUAUAACAUGUGUGACUCUGUCUGUGUGCGCCUUUGAGACAGCAC